CCUAUCUGUGGUAAAAGUUUCAGUGAGAAUUCCAACCUGGUAAUACACCAGAAGAUUCACACAGGAGAGAAACCGUUUGAAUGUCCUGAUUGUGGGAAGUGUUUCAUUAGAAAUUCCGACCUCAUGAGACACAAGAGGACUCACACAGGAGAGAAACGUUUUGAAUGUCCUAUGUCUGGGAAAAGUUUUAGUGAUAAUUCCACACUGGUGAGACACCAGAAGACUCACACAGGCAAGAAACCCUUUGAAUGUCAUCAAUGUGGGAAAAGUUUCAGUCAGAGUUCCCACCUGGUAAUACACCUGAGGACUCACACAGGAGAGAAACCCUUUGAAUGUCCUAUCUGUGGGAAAAGUUUUAGUGAUAAUUCCACGCUGGUGAGGCACCAGAGGACUCACACAGGAGAGAAAUCCUUUGAAUGUCCAGAUUGUGGAAAACGUUUUAGUCAGAAUUCCCACCUCAUGAGACACCAGAGAUCACACACAGGAGAGAAACGUUUUGAAUGUCCUAUCUGCGGGAAAAGUUUUCGUGAUAAUUCCAGCCUGGUGAAACACCAGACAACUCACACAGGAGAGAAACACUUCAAAUGUCCUUACUGUGAGAAAAGUUUCAGUCAGAAUUCCUGCCUGAUAAUACACCAGAGGACUCACACAGGAGAAAAACCCUUUGAAUGUCCUAUUUGUGGGAAAAAUUUCAGUCAAAAUUCCCACCUCAGGACUCACCAGAGGACUCACACAGGAGAAAAACUGUUUGAAUGUCCUGACUGUGGAAAAGGUUUUAGUCAGAAUUCCCAUCUCAUGACUCACCAGAGGACUCACACAGGAGAGAAACGUUUUGAAUGUCCUGACUGUGGAAAACGUUUUAGUCAGAACUCCCACCUCAUGAGACACCAGAGGACGCACACAGGAGAGAAACCCUUUGAAUGUCCUGAUUGUCAGAAAAGUUUCAGUCAGAAUUCCUACCUGGUAAUACACCAGAGGACUCAUACAGGAGAGAAACCCUUUGAAUGUCCUGAUUGUGGGAAAAGUUUCAGUCGGAAUUCCUACAUGUUAAUACACCAGAGUACUCACACUGUGGGGAAACCUUCAAAUGUCCAGUCUGUGAUCUUUACUUCAAGUAUAAAUCAUCCCUUAGUGCACACAAGGAAAUCCACAUGAGGCAAAAGUUGAAGAGUUUAUAGAGAAGGAUUGAAUGUCAUUUGUGAUCUCCCAUUCACAAAGUGUAGAUGAGAAAUUGACUGAUUUCUGGCCUGUUUUUUUGUAUUCAACGUUUUCUCAGGGUUAAACCUAUAGAUGGAAAGAACAGGAAAGUGGGAAAUGGUUCACUGCAAUUUUCUGGUUAUUAGCAGAAUCUUCUAGGUAUUUCCUUUUGCAGAAAAAGUGGAAUUCCUCAAAAAGGAAUUUUGGAUGGUGCUUUUGUAUGUUGAUUAUGGACCCACUUGUGGAGUUUCAGUCUUUUACUUGGGUUUCACCAAGAUUAUAAGCUCCAGAAUUCCCCAGCCAGCAUAAAAGUAGUCCUCAAGAUACAACUAUUAUGGGCCUUGCGAUUAUAUUUGCAUGUUGCAAUGACUUUUAAGUGCAACUGCUUUCCUUAACUACCUGAAUCCCCUUGCUCUCCCUGAGGCAACCAUUAUUCAAAUGUGCGAGUUGCUAAGCUGAACUGGCUAACUUGGUGCUGGGGAAAAUAAUACUGAUAGGGAAUUAAUGUUGCAUGUUCCAUUAUUAAUGGUAUCAAGCUAGCAAGCUAGCAAUAGUCCCCUCCUUUUUCUUCUUCUUCCCUUGGUGUGGUUGUUGCUUCUUGCUCUUUUUCUGUGGUGAUGAAUGAAUCCUUUGGAGGCCUGAAUCAAAAGUGGUAUUCAGCAGGUUCCAAAUAGUUCUGGAGAACCGGUAGCAGAAAUUUUGAGUAGUUCAGAGAACCGGCAAAUUUCACCUCUCACUGGAGGUUUUACAGUAUCCUUCUCCUGCCACACCCAUCAAGCCAAGCCCACAGAACCGGUAGUAAAAAAAUUUGAAUCCCAUCACUGGCCUGAAUAAGCAAGUUAGGAACAAUCAUCAUGGAGAAAGUCUUAUCGAUAUGAUCAAUGGAUGAAAAUGACUUGAUGGUGCAUAAUCAAUGAAAAAAAUACUGUAACUGUCUUAGGUAGAGAUGGAACAACAUGGUUUUCAGCUCUAUGUCACUAAAUGGCACACUAUAGAUAAGCAACAGCCACAAUAGACAACUAGAGAAUAGAGUACAGCAAAGUGUUGGUAAUUGAGGGCAAAAGAGUUUAAAUAUUUGAGCAAUAGAUUCCUAGAGAGGAUUUGGAGGAGAACAGCAGGAGAAAUGCAGGCACCAGUUUUAAGAGAGCACAGAUGGCAAAAAGGCAGGAAAGAAGGAAAUUCCCCCUUUUCACUCAAGGCAACCAAUCACAGCUUAGAUUGCCUCAUGCAGUAGCCAGCUCUCUUUAAUCAAUCAGCUGUAAUGGUGUGUUCUGACUCUUUACACAAUCCCCACUGUUCCAGUUAUAAAUUUAAACAUCUUGAUGCCCCUCCAAUUUAUAGUUGGAUAGCAUUUUAAUGAAGUUGUUUCAGAAGGUCCUUUAAGAACUAUCAAAAGACAAGCAAAACAAAAAAAAACCUAAGAAGUAACUGGGGUUUUUAAACACAGACCAUUUUGCUAGUUAAUCAUAUUUUAUGUAUUUUAAUAAAUAACGACAGGAAGCUCCUAAUAAAUAACUGGAUUUUUUUUGCAGCUUGGCUUGAGACUGCUGAUUUAAUUAGGGCAUCUGUUGGAAUCCUGACACUAAAUUUUUGCCAGCUCAAAGAUGAAUUAUGUGGUGUGUGAUUGUUAUGUUCUAGAGAGGGGAAUGAUUGGAAUUGUGCUGGCCACAAACUGAAGUGGGAAUUAUAAUAAGCUGGCAGGUGAUUGGUGUGCUUCUACCCUUGCUUAUCUUUUCUGUUUAUUUCCCUCACAAAGCAUCCCUUUUCUUGUUUGCCCUACUAAUUUUCUGGUUAGCUUUCCUUUCAUGCGGGAAUCCGGAUCUCACAGCCAGCAACAUCCCUGCCCACCCUGGCUCCUUUUGCCCGGAGCCCAGUGCAGUGGUAACAGUAGGGGGUGGCACUUGCUCACCAGCCCACACAUCCCACAUUACUAGCCUGUGAAGCCUAUACAAUCUGCCCACACACUCACUCCCGCAGCAAGUUAGUCAUGUCAAGUUGUCCUGUAAGGAGUUGGAAGAGGCAAGUUGCCCAUUUUGCCAGAUAGUUUCAAAUUUAAACAUGU
Messenger RNA from Notechis scutatus (mainland tiger snake), 3259 nucleotides. Lineage: Eukaryota; Metazoa; Chordata; Lepidosauria; Squamata; Elapidae. The record is from RefSeq and is a predicted model, not a curated record.